UAAAUAUUUUUAAGUAAGAUCAAACAAAUUACUAAAAUAUUUUAUAAAAAAUGAUGAGAAAGGAAACUCCUUAUUCACCUGGAAAAUAAAUUCAUGCAAAAUAAAAAUUUAAGGAGGCCUUAGAUUCAAAAUUAAAUACAAUAUCUGAGAAAUAAAAACCAUGUGCGAGUUUAUUAUUUUCUGGAAUUGAUUUUAAUAAAUCUAAAAAUAAGGAUGCCAAUUGUAGAUAAAAUUCUCCUCAUAUCAAUGAAGAAAUAUAAUACAAAUCUAAGCAGUAAUUAUUAAUUUCAAUUAGAUUAUUUUCUUCUAAACCAUAUUCUAAUUCAAGGAAAUAAUCAGAGACAAUAAAGUCUGAAGAAUCCCAUUAAUAAAGCACUGUUUAAGCUUAAUAUUAAAAUUUAUUUGAAUGCACAAAUUAUUAAAAGAAAGGUAAAAUUUAAUCCACUCUAGAUAUUUUUUAAAUGAUGAAAGACAUUAAUAAUCAAAAAAUAGGAAGUAGUUAUGCAGAUAAUAAUUAUUAGUUUCAGCAAAAAUAAAUUAUAAGAAAAAAUGCGAUGCAAGAUAUGAAUAGCAAUCUAAUCUUCGUUAGUGCAAGUACAAUCUUUUUUGA
Molecule: messenger RNA, 610 nt
Organism: Paramecium sonneborni
Lineage: Eukaryota; Ciliophora; Oligohymenophorea; Peniculida; Parameciidae
Source: the annotation of a GenBank genome assembly